GUGGAAUAGUAAUGGCCGAACUAGUAAUAGUACAGGUAGAGACAGCAGCUAUUAGGUAGCAGAAGAGGAAAGGACGUCUUAAACACCGAAAAGAAGAUACAAAAAAAAGAAGCUAAUGGUACUCAAUAGUAGUACCGGUUGUUGUGGUUGUUGUCUUAAUGGUAUAGUAAUGAAGUGAAACGGUAAUGGCGGACUGGCUCGCCCCCCCCCCCUCCCUCAGCAUCCCCAUAAUGUUGUAGCCGGGCUCGUCGUGAAUGUACACGAUGCAGCAGACCUCAGUGAUACACAGUAAGACUUUCCACAACGGCGUCACACGGAGACUCGGGUGACGACAGAAACCCCAAGUGUGGAACUGGGAAGACAACCAAGCACUCCAGUGGAAGAUUAAUUUGUACGUGUGUAUUCGUGCACAUAUCUGGAAACAUGAAUGGGUUGGUGUAUGUGACGCAGAAAUAGUUCUGGUGUCCAUUAUGCUUGAGGAGGACAUUAUGAACUGCACCAUCAGCCAUGAAAUCCACCAGUACCUCUUUUCCUUUGUUUAUAUCCUCGUACUCUUGGUGGGUGUUCCCUCCAACCUAUACUCCCUGUACCAUGCAGUGCUGCAGCUGAAGCAAAAGAAUGAAUUGGGGGUUUACUUGAUAAACCUCACCGUGUCGGAUCUUUUAUACUUGGCAUCAUUACCACUCUGGCUCCAGUACAUUUUCCAGGAUGACGAUUGGCGUCACAGGGAAUGGUUGUGCCAGUUGUGUGGCUUUCUUCUCUAUGAGAACAUCUACAUCAGCAUCGGCUUCCUGUGCUGUAUCAGUCUGGACCGCUACCUGGCUGUGGUCCAUCCUUUAAGGUUCACCUCCCUCCGUUCCAUGGGCGUCGCCGCUCUUUUCAGCGCCAUCAUCUGGCUAAAGGAGAUUGCGGUCGGGGUUGUUUUCUUCCGCCAUAAAGAGCUGAGUCAAAACCCCCACAACCAGUCGGUGUGUUUCGAGCACUACCCCAUGCAACCUUGGGAGUAUCCAAUCAACUAUUACCGCUUCACCGUUGGUUUCAUUUUUCCACUGGCCAUUCUGCUGGUCAGCUACCUGUGUGUGCUCCGUGCCGUGGGUCAGAGUGCGGGCACGCAACCAGUUCAGAAGACCAGAAUCCGUCAGUUAGUGAGCAGCACCAUCCUCAUCUUCCUCAUCUGCUUCUCCCCGUACCACAUCUUUCUGUUGGUUCGCACCGUCCUGGAGCGGGACUGCAACUUUAUCACAGGAAUAUUCAACUACUACCACCUGGCGUUGUUGUUGACCUCUCUCAACUGCGUGGCUGACCCCGCUCUCUACUGCUUCGUCAGCGAAAGCGCCCGCCACGGAUUUUUCAGGGCCUUUUUUCGACCUGCUACCAGGGUUCUUUGCUGCUGCCUCGGCGGCGGCGCCGCCAGCCUCGCCAACGUCACGACGGAAUCCCACGAGGUCCCGACUCGGAUCUCUCACAUGAGCAACAACUGCAAAAAUAUCAUUUUAAUUACCGCAGAUGAUAAAAAAACAAUCACACCGUUAACUUGAUGGAAAGAUUAUUGUUGAGGACAAGCAGAAGACAGUCAGAAUAUCACAUACUGUAAAGUAUUAUUAUUAUUAUUAUUAUUAUUAUUAUGAAGUCAAUGGAUCCGAUGAACAAGCAUCACGUCUUCAUGGUCUUAUUGUCUUUACAUCCACUCCAUGCACUACAGUUACUAUUUAUACCCAUUAGCACAUACAUAUUAGCAUCAUACGGGGCCAGUAUUGCAGCUACCUAGACCUGUUCCACUAUUUUCUACUUGAAAUUCCAUGGACUUAUUUUGUGUUUUUACCUUUAAUUUGUUACAUAUUUACAAUAAAA
Molecule: messenger RNA, 1851 nt
Organism: Doryrhamphus excisus (bluestripe pipefish)
Lineage: Eukaryota; Metazoa; Chordata; Actinopteri; Syngnathiformes; Syngnathidae
Source: RefSeq, a predicted model, not a curated record